Molecule: messenger RNA, 2774 nt
Organism: Daphnia magna
Lineage: Eukaryota; Metazoa; Arthropoda; Branchiopoda; Diplostraca; Daphniidae
Product: ras-related and estrogen-regulated growth inhibitor-like protein
Exons: 6
Coding region: 1736-2677 (313 amino acids)
Molecular function (GO): GTPase activity; GTP binding
Source: RefSeq, a predicted model, not a curated record
UUACCCUAACUGGCAUUAUGUAGAGACAAAGGGCAUCUUCUUGUUAUCUGUUACGUUUAGUCAUUUUCAAGUGUUUUUCAGUUAUGGGGUGGUCGAUUAUGCUUACGAACAGUAGCUGUUGUUGUUUAACAUUGAAUCCGUAUGGUACAGAUCUGAGUAUUCAACCGCCUCAUGGUAUCGAUUCAGGUCUCGGUCAAAAGAGUGAAAUUUUCUCGUGUGCGAUUCGUGUGUCGACGGCAGCAGCCAUUGUUGUCAUAGACUCUGCUAAGGAGGCAAGGUUGUCCUUGGCUUUUCUUUUGUUCAAUUUGGUCUCUGAAUUUGACCCGACAGGGCAUAAGAAACAACUCUACCGUCCAACAGUUUUUUGAAAACGAAUGCCUACACGUGGAUUGAAUGGAUUCUUUUGGUGGUAAACUAUAUAAAAAAUAAAAUAAAAUAAAUAAAUAGGCACGUGCCGUUGAUUUCUUUCUCCCAGGUCGGCGUGCUCAUCUCCUCCACGGGCAGUAAGUAUCAAAUAUAUAUAAUGGGAGGCUAUUAUAAUUGGAGAGAAAGAUCAUGCAGUCCACUAUUUUUUUUUAUAAUUUUUUUUCUCUUUUUCAUCACAUCAAUUUCAUAUGCAUCUUUUCAAUGGCUGAAAAGAGUUGGACUUGCAGGGGAGUCUUGUUAAGUGUAAUCUAGCCUUCCAAUUGACCAUUGACAUUGUGAUGGACUUGUGGAGAGCUUUGAUCUCUCCCUCUCUCUUUCACGGCCAUUUAAUGGCUCAUCAUUAUCUUUUUCAUGUGGAUACUGCUUUUAUAUAUGCCACGUGUGUGUGACAUAGGGGACACGUUAGUUUCUUUCGAAAUGUUUAACGGAAUAAGUUUAAAAAGGUAUUAUUACUAAACGUGCCGUAUGCAUCCAUGUACAAAACGCAUAAGGAACGAACGAAGUUUUGGGCUGACCUAUUUGCCUGCAUUACAUUUUAUUUAGGCUAAUAAGUGUGACAAUGUAUAUGAUUUUUUUGAAAAAUGUAGGACAUCUCACUUCAACGUUUAGUCUGUAUUCGAUGCUUUCUUACGUUUGGCGAAAUCUUGUUAAUGUUUGUGCGACGCUGUACGCCCCAGAAAUAGGUUGCACUUCUCUUAUGCAUACCAGCUCACCUUGACCAAUUAUCGAAGUUUGGUUUUUUUUUUACGUUCACCAAAGGGCAAGGUGAAUUGACAUUCAUUUGAACCCAAGUUCAUGUAAACUCAAUAUUAUUCGUCCUUGAUGAUCAGUUCAUUCGUGUCCAACUUGUUAUACGUGAUCAGCAUCACAAGUUUGCCAACAUAUCCGUUUGCAAUUAGCAUAACUUUUGCAGGGCUAUGCUUCGUUAUUCGUUCCCACUAGUCUGCGUUUAUCCAUUUAUUGGUAACAAGUGAUGACCUUGGGUAUGGGAAAAUCGCCAGUUGUCUAAUGUUUCCAUCCCGAUUCUUAGUUGCUUAUACGGAAAAAAAGAUGGCUUGUCAUGUGUAAACAUUUCUUAAUUGAAUGCAUUUUUAUAACAGGAGUUGUUACUGAUACAAGUAGACGUUAUGUAGGCCAAAACGUCUAUUCUUUUUGUGGUGAUUCGCGAUUGUGCGUCCCACUGCGCAUGUCCGUAUAUUGUCGGCCGCUAUAAAAAGGAGGGCACGAAGAGAUUUCAGGAUCAAACGUCGCAGCAUUCACUCAAGAUUAGUUCACGCUUUUCGUUCAAUUUCGUAUUUUCAUCAAAAAAAUGAAGGAAUCUUUAGGCAACGUCAAAUCGUCAAUAAGAACCACCAGUGGCCGACUGUGCAUUACUGUCCUUGGGUCUUCAGCCGUUGGGAAAACAGCUCUGACAGUGCAAUACCUGACAAGUCGUUUUAUCGGUGAUUAUUAUUCCGGCACGGACAUGACUUAUCAUCAUUCUUUCCCCUACAUGGGCGGAUCGCUUAAAACAAAUGUCGAUAUUCUUGAUAUUUCUCGACCCCAUGACAACGAUGUGCAAGAGGAAGACGAAAUGCUAUUGUCACUGGACACCGAAAAAUGCAACGCCUUCCUUGUCGUCUAUUCGCUAACAAACUCCAAAUCUUUCGAUAGAGCACGUCAAAUCCUUUCCCGAUUGCCGUUCAAUUCGCCAAAAUAUUUAGUGGCCAAUCAGUUGGAUUUACAACACAGACGACAGGUAACACGUGUAGAAGGCCAAGCUGUUGCUGACGAAUUUGGUUGUCCAUUUGAUGAGUUUUCGGCUGCUGAAUCAUUCUACAAAGACUAUCCUACUCAAAAUCAGUGCGGAGUGAAAAUUGUUUUUCAAAAGUUGAUCCGCCAAUUGAUAUCCAGUUCGCACAUCCUGCCCUAUCCGAGAAUGAUAAGAUUCUCGGCCUUUUCGAAAAUCCUCGGCGCCUUGGUGACUAAAACUCGUCACGCCGCGAACAACAACAACAACAAAGUCCAGAAAAGUCUUUCCAAUACUAGGAAAACUUCUUUGUCAUCUUGCAGCGAUAGAAGCAGCAAUUCUAGUGGAAAUAACAGCAUCGGAAGUGUUGAUUCCAUUGCUGUUUUAACACCUGAAAUGAGUUUGUUGCAUAUCGGCAGCAACAGCAGCCACUUACUGUACGGAGUCAAAUCGAAACCCAUUUCUAUUGCCCGCCUAAAGAGUUCGAUAAAUUAUCCAUCAAGUCAGAACGCGUCCAUAUAACGAUUUUUAAAAAAUCGAUCCUCACCUUAAAAUGUACAGUUUUCGUAUUUUUAUACAGACUAUUUAUAAACCAAAUACAAGUUUAUUCUGAAUAUUA